Molecule: messenger RNA, 1809 nt
Organism: Nothoprocta perdicaria
Lineage: Eukaryota; Metazoa; Chordata; Aves; Tinamiformes; Tinamidae
Gene: TKFC
Product: triokinase and FMN cyclase
Exons: 18
Coding region: 34-1809 (591 amino acids)
Biological process (GO): glycerol catabolic process
Cellular component (GO): cytosol
Molecular function (GO): glycerone kinase activity; ATP binding
Source: RefSeq, a predicted model, not a curated record
CCUGUCCCGCCAGGAGCCGCUCCGGGAGUGCCCAUGGAGGUCUCCAAGAAGCUGGUGAACUCGGUGGCCGAGUGUGCGGACGAUGCCCUGGCAGGGCUGGUCGCCUGCAACGCGGGCAUCCGGCUCCUGCGCGGGCACCGCGUGGCGCUGCGAGCCGACCUGGACGCCGUCCGCGGCCGCGUGGCCCUGCUCUCCGGAGGCGGCUCCGGCCACGAGCCCGCGCACGCUGGGUACAUCGGCAAGGGCAUGCUGACCGGCGUGGUGGCGGGCGCCGUCUUCGCCUCUCCCGCCGUGGGCAGCGUUCUGGCGGCGAUCCGGGCAGUGACGCGGGCCGGGGCAGCGGGGACCCUGCUCAUCGUGAAGAACUACACGGGCGACCGGCUGAACUUCGGGCUGGCGCUGGAGCGGGCGCGGGCGGAGGGGGCCGACGUGCGCAUGGUGGUGGUGGGCGACGACAGCGCGUUCGCCGCGCCCAAGAAGGCAGGGCGCCGCGGGCUSUGCGGCACCGUGCUCGUGCACAAGGUGGCCGGCGCCUUGGCCGAGGAAGGGGCGAGCUUGGAGGAGAUCGUAAAGGUGGUGACGGCCGCCACCAAAGCCAUGGGUACGCUGGGCCUCAGCCUGUCCCCGUGCAGCGUCCCCGGCUCCAAGCCCACCUUCCAGCUGGCUCACGACGAGAUGGAGCUGGGCCUGGGGAUCCACGGCGAAGCCGGCGUGCGCAGGAUGAAGGUCGUGCCGGCCGACGAGGCGGUGGAGACCAUGCUGGCGCACAUGACGGACCCGGGCAACGCCUCCCGCCUGGCCCUGCGCCCCGGCGACUCCGUGGUGCUCGUGGUGAACAACCUGGGCGGCCUCUCCUACCUGGAGCUGGGCAUCAUGGCCGGCGCCGCGGUGCGCGCGCUGGAGAGCCGGGGCGUCCGCRUCUCCAGGGCCAUGGUGGGCUCCUUCAUGACAGCGCUGGAGAUGGCCGGCGUCUCCCUCACCCUCAUGCUGGUGGAUGAGGAGCUCCUGAGGCUGAUCGAUGCCAAGACCACAGCCGCGGCGUGGCCCAACCUGGCCGCAGCACCCGCGACGAGCCAGAGAGAGGAGGUGCCGGCGCCGCAGGAGGACGUGGAGACGGYGCAGCCUGAGCCCAGCACGGGGCCCGGCGGGCAGCGGGCACGGCUGGUGCUGGAGCACGUGUGCAGCGCUCUGCUCCGCAUGGAGGACAAGCUCAACGAGCUGGACCGUGCUGCGGGUGACGGGGACUGCGGGCACACGCAUGCCCGGGCAGCCCGAGCCAUCCAGGAGUGGAUGCGAGGCCGGCCGCCGCCGGCAGCUCCCGCCCAGCUGCUCUYGGCGCUGGCCAACCUCAUGCUGGAGGAGAUGGGUGGCUCCUCGGGGGUGCUCUACGGGCUGUUCCUGACGGCAGCGGCCCAGGCGCUGCGCGGCCGCAGCGACCUGCCCGCCUGGGCGGACGCCGUGGACGCCGGCAUCGCGGCCAUGCAGCGCUACGGCGGAGCCGCCCCGGGCGACAGGACCAUGCUGGACUCGCUGUGUGCCGCCAGGGAGGCCCUGCAAGGCCUGCGCACCCCCGGUGCCAACCUGCUGCAGGUCCUGAGCGCGGCRGUGCAGAGCGCCGAGGCGGCGGCGGAGGCCACGAGGCACAUGGAGGCGGGCGCGGGCAGAGCCAGCUACAUCGGCUCGGCGCGGCUGCUGCAGCCCGACGCCGGCGCCGUGGCGGCGGCCGCCGUGCUGCGGGCGCUGCUGGAGGGGCUGCCGGCAGAGCGGGUGCGYUGCAAAAGCCGGGGCUUUAUUACCCAUCCACCAUGA